Molecule: messenger RNA, 3768 nt
Organism: Medicago truncatula (barrel medic)
Lineage: Eukaryota; Viridiplantae; Streptophyta; Magnoliopsida; Fabales; Fabaceae
Product: peroxisomal ATPase pex6
Exons: 25
Coding region: 241-3360 (1039 amino acids)
Cellular component (GO): mitochondrial outer membrane
Molecular function (GO): ATP binding; ATP hydrolysis activity
Source: RefSeq, a predicted model, not a curated record
GCACGAGGGGGCAAAUGGAACGCAACAUUGUUUUUCACUAGUCACUCGAUUUCAUUGAUUCGCAACAUAACACAAACACAAAGAGAGCUUCGUUGUUCUAUUAUCUGAAAACCUUAAACGCUUGUCUCGCACAUUCUUUCGCUUAUUUUAUGGCCUAACUCUCACCUCGCUCUCUCUUCCCAAUAAUCCUAUCCAAUCACCAACAGCACAGUUGAAGUUAGAGAAAGGCAUUAAAUUUCAAUGUACUUGAGGAGAAUACAGUGCCGAGAUCGGAGAUGGGCUUUGUUGUUGCAACCAUCAAAAUACUUCUUUAGACCAAAGUUCUCUGAUCAUUCUUUGUUACCUAAGACCACGGUCAAAGAAUAUUCUUCACAUGGCGGUAUUAUCAGAAGAGAUGUUUUAGGUUCAGAUUCAUCUAGUCAUAUUUUGUCUAGACAUAGUUUUACUGGUCUGAACAAAAGACCUAGUUUUUGUCUUAGGAGUAGUCAAAUACGCACUUUCAGUUCUGAAAGUGAUGGAAGUGGUGCAAGUGAGAAUAAACAAGUACAUGUUAACGAUGGAGCUAAUUUUGAUAAGGGGAAGAGUCAGCUAGAUAAGUCUGGUCAAUAUGUUAAAUGCACCAAUUCGCAUGCCCGGCUUGGAGAAUUGGAUCAAGAGGAAUGGCUUACUAAUGAGAAGCUUGCUGUAGAAAGUAAAAAGAAAGAAUCGCAAUUUUUGACCAAAAAAGAUAGGUUUAAAAAUGAGUUUUUGAGAAGAAUUGUUCCGUGGGAGAAAAUAAACAUUUCAUGGGACACAUUUCCUUAUCAUAUCCAUGAGCAUACGAAAAAUCUUCUGACGGAAUGUGCUGCUUCCCAUUUGAGACAUAACAAGUUUGCUUCGUCUUAUGGCAUUCACCUUGCAUCUUCAAGUGGAAGAAUUUUGCUUCAGAGCAUUCCCGGCACCGAGCUCUAUCGCGAGAGAGUAGUUAGAGCUCUUGCACAAGAUUUACAAGUUCCGUUGUUGGUGCUUGACAGCAGCGUACUUGCUCCUUAUGAUAUUGAUGAUGAUCAAUCUUCAGACUCCGAGUCUGAUGAUGAUAAUGCAGAAUCUGGGGAAGAGGGUUCGGAGAAUGAGGAUGAUAAUGAUGCUAGUAAUGAAGAAGAGUGGAGCAGCACUGAAGCGAAGUCAGAUGCUAGUGAUAAUGAAGAUGAUGUCGUAGCAUCUGCUGAAGCUGCCCUUAAGAAAGUUAAAGAUGCUGUUAAGAAACUCAUCCCUUACAAUGUUGAAGAAUUGGAGAAGAUGGUCACUGGUGGAGAUACUAGAGAUGAUACUGCUGAGUCAUCAAAUUCUGAUGAUGCCACGUCUUCUGAUAAAUCUGGAUCUAAGCUAAGAAAAGGUGCCCGCGUGAAGUAUAUUGGGCCUUCAAUAGAAUUUUCAGAUGCCGAUGAUAGGAUUGCACUGGGGAAGAUACCGACAUCUGAUGGUCCAACUAGUGCUUAUAUUAUUAUACCUGAAAGGGAAAUAAGUUUAUCUAACGGUCAGAAAGGAGAGAUAUAUGAGGUUAAUGGAGACCGAGUUGCUGUCAUUUGGGAUAUUAAUGAAGAGAAGGCCAAUGAAAAUGAGGUGGAAAACCUUAACAACAGUCGUGCAAAACCAUCAGUUUAUUGGAUAAAUGUUAAGGACAUAGAGAAUGAUCUUGAUGCUCAAUCACAUGAUUGCUACAUAGCAGUGGAGGCUUUAUGUGAGGUUUUGAAUUCCAAAAGACCUCUUAUAGUGUAUUUUCCGGAUAGUUCACAGUGGUUGCAUAAAUCAGUUCCUAAGUCAAAUCGAAAUGAGUUUUUUCACAAGGUUGAGGAGAUGUUUGACCGUUUAUAUGGCCCUGUAGUAUUGAUUUGUGGCCAAAACAAAGUUCAUUCAGGAUCAAAGGAGAAGGAGAAGUUUACAAUGAUACUUCCAAACUUUGGACGUGUUGCUAAGCUGCCUCUUUCUUUGAAGCAUCUGACUGAUGGAUUCAAAGGGGGAAAGACAUCAGAAGAGGAUGAUAUUAACAAGCUCUUCUCUAAUGUUUUGAGUGUACAUCCACCAAAGGAGGAGAAUUUACAGACAGUAUUCAAAAAACAACUCGAGGAAGACAGGAAGAUUGUGAUAUCACGUAGUAAUUUGAAUGAACUACGAAAGGUUCUUGAAGAACAUCAGCUAUCGUGCACAGACCUCUUGCAUGUGAAUACUGAUGGCAUCGUUAUAACUAAGCAAAAAGCUGAGAAACUGGUAGGCUGGGCAAAAAAUCAUUACUUAUCAUCAUGCCUGCUUCCUUCUAUCAAAGGAGAAAGAUUGUGCAUACCUCGUGAAAGUCUUGAAAUUGCAAUCUCAAGGAUGAAAGGCAUGGAAACUAUGUCACGAAAAUCUUCUCAGAACCUCAAGAACCUUGCGAAGGAUGAAUUUGAGAGCAAUUUCGUUUCAGCUGUUGUAGCUCCUGGUGAAAUUGGGGUGAAGUUUGAUGACAUAGGCGCUCUUGAAGAUGUUAAGAAGGCACUUCAGGAACUUGUUAUUCUUCCAAUGAGAAGACCUGAGCUUUUCUCUCAUGGAAACUUGUUGCGGCCCUGCAAAGGAAUCUUACUUUUUGGUCCUCCUGGAACUGGGAAAACCCUUCUGGCGAAGGCACUUGCAACAGAAGCUGGUGCAAAUUUUAUCAGUGUAACUGGUUCAACCCUUACUUCAAAGUGGUUUGGAGAUGCUGAGAAACUAACGAAAGCGCUUUUCUCAUUUGCCAGCAAGCUUGCACCUGUCAUUAUAUUUGUUGAUGAAGUAGACAGUUUGCUUGGGGCUCGAGGUGGUGCUCAUGAGCAUGAGGCCACUAGAAGAAUGAGGAACGAGUUCAUGGCAGCGUGGGAUGGAUUGAGGUCAAAAGAAAAUCAAAGAAUUCUCAUUCUUGGUGCAACAAACCGUCCAUUUGACCUUGAUGAUGCUGUUAUUCGUCGUUUACCCAGAAGGAUAUAUGUUGAUUUACCAGAUGUGGAGAAUCGAAUGAAGAUUCUAAGAAUAUUUCUUGCAAAAGAAAAUCUGAAUCCUGAUUUUCAGUAUGACAAACUUGCUAGCUUGACUGAAGGAUACUCUGGCAGUGAUUUGAAGAACCUCUGUGUCGCUGCAGCAUAUAGACCUGUUCAAGAGCUCUUAGAGGAAGAAAAGAAGAGAGACAAUGAUACUACAACUUCUGUAUUAAGGCCCCUUAAUUUGGAUGAUUUCGUGCAAGCAAAAUCCAAGGUGGGUCCAUCUGUUGCCUAUGAUGCAACCAGCAUGAAUGAGUUAAGGAAGUGGAAUGAAAUGUACGGUGAAGGCGGUAGUAGAACAAAAUCACCAUUCGGAUUUGGGGACCGAUCUUGAAGGAAGGGUUCAUUAGUAACUUAUUACCAGUGCUUCUUAUAUUAUAGCAAAGCAAUUUACACAAGUCAACAUGGCAAAGGAGCUCUACAUAGAUUUUCACUUUACACUUUUAAAUGGCCUCUGCAUUUCACAGCUUCUGCCAAAUUAUUAUUUGGUAUCCUCUUUGGUGUAGUUUUUGGUAUAAGCAAUGUAUUCCCCUAAUUUAUUCAUAUGGUCCAAGGUGUACUUUCAUUCUGUUUUUGCACGGAAAUAUUGGGUAGUACAAGUAACAAUAUAUCUGUAAUGAAAUGUAGGUAGCCACUAAUUUUGUGUAGGAAUACAAGUUAACAAUAGGGGUAAUUUCCCCAACAAUUUUUUUAUGUUGGCAAUGUUUAAUAAUUAAAUAUUUUUAUAUGGUGUUCUGCCGUA